Molecule: messenger RNA, 2622 nt
Organism: Prunus avium (sweet cherry)
Lineage: Eukaryota; Viridiplantae; Streptophyta; Magnoliopsida; Rosales; Rosaceae
Source: RefSeq, a predicted model, not a curated record
UUUGUCAUUAGCUGGCCCUCUUUUGCCUCGAUGGUUGCGGGGAACAAAUUUUUGUUAAAUGAACUUGCCUAGAAAAAUGCUGCGGGAACAAUUUAAACUAGCAAAAUGCGAAUUCCCCUUCGUUAAGAAAACGCGCUAAAAUAAAUAUCCACAAAAGUCGUCUCAGUCGUCUCUGUCUUCUCUUGUGCUCCUUCCAUGCCCAUAACUUAUUAGUCUUUACAAAUUUCUUUAUCUCUCUCCGACUGAUUGGAUGUUUCUGAUUCAUGGGUUUCGGCUGCUUUCAUGAUUCACAGCUUAAUCUCGUCGAGUUAUUAUGGAUUACAGCUUCGGUCUUGAUCGGAAUUGAUAGUACUUUGGUAGUAUGUUAUGGAUUAAGACUUUGAUCAUAUGAACUAAUGAUGUAAUAGCAUUGUUAAUAUUUCAAGUGCCUGGCUUUUGUGUGAAAAUUGUGAAUAAGGAGUCAAAGACAGUUUUUGGGGUGAUUGUCAUACAUACAAUACAUAAUGGGUGGAAUUCGCACCACAGUGAAAACGGCAAUGAGAACGGGGCUCAAAGUAGAAUAUGUCAUUAUAGAUUACCCUCGAGAUAGCAAUGAGUUUGAUGGACUGUCCCCUAGAGCAAUUAGUAGUACAACUACAUGCCCGGCUAUUCCUAAGCAAGCUGCAAAGGUUUCAGAAGUAAGCUCACUUUUGGGCAAAGCUGGCAUCACUGGGUUUGGGAAGGCUAUACAAUUUUUGGACAGUCUUGGUAGCAGCAUGACAAAUUUGACCUCCAUUGUUGGUACCUCGGGAAUGUCAAGGAAAGAGAAUACAAUUUCAAUUUUGGCUUUUGAAGUUGCCAACACAAUUGUCAAGGGUGCCAACCUGAUGCAAUCCCUUUCAGAGGAUAAUGUCAGACAUUUGAAGGAGGUGGUGCUACCAUCAAAAGGGGUGCAAACUUUAAUAUCUAGAGAUAUGGAUGAGCUCCUGAGAAUUGCUGCUGCUGACAAGAGAGAAGAACUGAAAACAUUUUUCAGUGACGUUGUGCGUUUUGGAAAUCAUUCUAAAGAUCAGAUGUGGCACAAUUUGGACCUCUAUUUUAAGAAGAUUGGUUCAAAAGUUACACAGCAGAAGCAUUUCAAAAGGCAAGCACAGGCAGAUAUGGAACAAUUGAUGACUUUAGUUCAGUCAACAGCAGUGAGUAUUUACAUGUUACUGUGUAUUAUUCCAGAAACCCUAUCUAAAAUCUUGUGUUUACAGGUUGUCCAGAAGCUUGUAGAUAUUGUACACUUUCUACAUUUGGAGAUCCAUGAAGCUUUUGGCAGUGCUGAUGAUGAACUUGGGGAAAGUUCUCGGAGGAACCAUAAGAAGUUGGGGCCUUCUGGUAUUUCAUUACAAUAUGCGAGUAUUAUUACACAAAUUAACACACUAGUGUCUCUGUCACGAUCGAGUUCAGUGCCUCAACAUAUGAGGGAUACUUUGUAUCACGGGCUGCCAUCCAGUGUAAAGUCAGCUUUGCGCUCAAAAUUCCAGUUAGUUGAGCUCACUAUCCCUCAAAUCAAAACUGAAAUGAAGAAAACAUUGGAGUGGCUUGUUCCCAUUGCCAGUAACACAACCAAAGCUCUUCAUAGCUUUGGUUGGGUUGGAGAGUGGGCAAAUUCAGAGUUUGGGGCACUCUGGAAACAUGUUGGCCAGACUGGCAUUCUGAGGAUUGAGACACUACACCAUGCAGAUAAGUUAGAAACUGAAGCUUGUAUCUUUAACCUAGUAGUUUGGCUACAGCAUCUGAUCAGCCAGUCGGGGGCUAGUGACGGUGGAAUGCCGUCAACUCCUGUUAAAACCCUAAACCAGAAGACAAAUCUGUUAUCUAGACACACACCCAACGGUUCAUCUCCCGUUUUGACAGAUGAAGAUCAAGAAAUGCUUCAAGAUGCGAGUAAGAGCAACUUGAGGCUCAGGAUGAGUAAGAGUCAGAAGUAUGCCUCAAGAAACGACAUGUUAAGCAAACAACAUAGGCUGAGUAAGAGCAGCCGAGACUUCCUAUCAAGUAAAACUAGAAAAGAUCCAUCUCCCAUAUGGAGUCUGCUAUCUAGGCCGAUCGACUUUGAUAACGAUCGGAUCAAACUCUUGGAUGUCAUUGAUGGAGUUGACACAACCAAAGGUUCUAAUUAGUGAUUGCAAAUCAACAUGUGCUUGAAAAGAAGCCUCCAUGUUGCGUAAUAGUAUCAUCUUUUGCCUUUGCCUUGAUGGGUGCUCUAAGUUUGCGCCAAGGGAGACGAUGCUAUGUGAGUUUGAAGCAGAUGCCGAGUAACACAAAUUACUUUUGUAAAUGUGGAAUCAAGGGUAACAAUUUACCCUUGUAGGAAAAUAUUAGUACCUUCACUUUAUGUACAUAAUACGUGUAGGAAAAUACACGUGCAGACUCCAUAUAUUCCCAUUUUGUAAUGCUGGGAUAUUUAUAUGUUCCAUUCAUAGUUAGCGAAGUAGAAGACGGGACUUGGAAUAAAUACACGUGAAUAUUAUUUGCCAAAGUUUUCCUUAAGAUAUAGUGAAAACUCGGCAUUAUUUAUUUAACAAAAGUUUGGUUGAAAUGUGACAGUAUGGACCAAAUUGAUAUGAAAAUUAAAAGGACCACAUUUAUUGA